CAUUCAAUCUCUCCAAUUCUCACAACCUCUCCACACACAAAGAACCAGUAAAGAAAAAACAAGAGGAUCUCAUUUAUCGAAUUGAAAUGGUGAGUCCCUUUUCGUCACCGAAGAGAUCAAGGAAAGAAAGCAAGAACCCUUAUUCAAAUCGCGGACUUGACAAGUUCUCAGCACUUCUCUCUGAGCUUGACGAGAAGAGACAGAGCAUUUACUCAAAGAGGCUCGACUCAGAUGGGCCGCAUCUUGUUCGGUUUGUGUUCAAAAGCUCCGGAGAGUGCGUCCCUGUCAUUAUCAAGACAAAGAAGGCGGGUAAGAAGAAGGAUGCUCAAGAUGAUUUCAAGGUCAAACCCGAAACAAAAACAGAGGAGGAAAAAGAAACAAAGAAAACAGAGUCAGAAACAGAGCAAAAUCAGAGUUGUAUAUUGAACGAGAAUCUGAAGAAGAUUUCAAGACCGAACCAUUUCUUGCCCGUGACAGCGAUAUUGGUCUUAAUCUUCUUGGUGUUCUUCGGACGAAUCGUCUCGAUCAUGUGCACUUGUAUCGUUUGGUAUUUGGUUCCAAUGAUUAAGGAACAGAGCAGAAACGGAGGAUCAACAUACGAGAUUAAUAAUAAGAAGAAGGAAUUGAAUAUCGAAAACAGAGCAUCGUUUAACCGGAGAACGGCUCGUGACCAAACUGUUCUUAAGGAUACAUUUCCGCAUCUGACUGCUCAUGUGAAAACCCGGUGACGAUAAUUAAAACUUUUUGUGUGUGUGUGUGUG
Molecule: messenger RNA, 761 nt
Organism: Eutrema salsugineum
Lineage: Eukaryota; Viridiplantae; Streptophyta; Magnoliopsida; Brassicales; Brassicaceae
Exons: 1
Coding region: 87-728 (213 amino acids)
Source: RefSeq, a predicted model, not a curated record